GUGUGUAGCGAUGGAGAUGUAAGAUUUAAACUCAACCGUGCAGCGGAUCGGACACCGCGCUUCACCAUCAUCAUAAACAUGGGGGUUUUAGAGGCUAGCAGCGGGCUGAUGGAGCGCGCAGCGGAGAGGAUCAUGAGCGAACACCUGAGCUUCGCCAUCCUCGCCGCCUCCGCGGUCACCCUCACCGUGGCGUACCUCUCCACACGGGCACUCAGGCUGCAGGCGGAGAGAAAACAGCACGGACACAAAUAUCCCCCAUACAUCCCAUCCAGUUUGCCGUUCCUGGGUCACGCCAUCGCUUUCGGGAAAAGUCCCAUUGAAUUUCUGGAGAACGCCUACGAGAAGUACGGCCCUGUGUUCAGCUUUACCAUGGUGGGGAAGACCUUCACCUACCUGGUGGGGAGCGAAGCGUCCGCUCUGAUGUUCAACAGCAAAAACGAGGACCUGAACGCCGAGGACGUUUAUUCACACCUGACCACACCAGUGUUCGGCAAAGGAGUCGCCUACGACGUCCCGAACCACGUGUUCCUGGAGCAGAAGAAGUUGUUGAAGACGGGACUAAAUGUGGCUCGCUUUAAGCAGCACGUCCAGCUCAUUGAAGAAGAAACAAGGCAGUAUUUCACCCGCUGGGGGGAUAGUGGGGAAAAAAAUCUGUUCGAGGGUCUGAGCGAGCUAAUCAUCCUGACGGCGAGUCGCUGCCUGCACGGCGUGGAGAUCCGCAGCGUUCUCACAGAAAGUGUUGCUCAGCUCUACACCGACCUCGAUGGAGGGUUUACCCACGCUGCGUGGCUGUUACCUCAGUGGGUGCCUUUGCCUAGCUUCAGGCAGAGGGACCGUGCACACAGAGAGAUCAAACAAAUCUUUUACAAAGUGAUCGAGAAGCGCCGGCAGAGCGCCAAGAAGCAGGACGACAUCCUGCAGACGCUUAUAGACGCCACGUACAAAGACGGGCGUUCUCUGAACGACGAUGAGAUUUCCGGGAUGUUGAUCGGCCUCUUGUUGGCCGGUCAGCACACUUCGUCCACCACCAGCGCAUGGCUGGGGUUCUUCCUGGCGCGGGACUCUGAGCUGCAGAAACGCUGCUACAGCGAACAGAAGCAAGUGUGUGGAGAAAGCCUGCCGCCCAUCACCUACGAACAGCUGAAGGAGCUGACCGUGCUGGAAGGCUGUCUGAAGGAAACUCUGAGGCUCCGCCCCCCCAUCAUGACCAUGAUGAGAAUGGCUCGAACUCCUCAGAAAGUUGGAGAGUACACCAUCCCUCCAGGACAUCAGGUGUGUGUCUCGCCCACAGUAAACCAUCGCCUUCAGGACUCCUGGGAUCGGCGACUGGAUUUUGACCCCGACCGGUACCUCGGGGACAACCCCGCCUCCGGAGAGAAAUUCGCCUAUGUGCCGUUUGGAGCAGGUCGUCACCGGUGCAUUGGCGAGAACUUCGCCUACGUGCAGAUUAAAACCAUUUGGUCGACAUUGUUACGUUUGUUCGAGUUCGAGCUGGUAGACGGAUAUUUCCCCACUGUGAACUACACCACUAUGAUACACACACCUACCAACCCCAUCAUCAGAUACAGACGGAGGACAUAAUACACACACACACACACACACACACACACACACACAGCGCUUGCAGUGUCUGGAUUAGUUAUACAGAGCAAGCAGGGAUCAGGAACCAUAAACACACACACACACACACACAUUUUCUCUCUCUCUCUAGCCUCAGUGAUUCCAUUUGUAAAUAAAUAGUUUUAUAAAUAUACACAUAUAUCCACUCUGAAACUGUGCACGCUGUGUGAUUCUUCUUCUGUUUCUGUUAAUUAUUUCUUCCUGAAAGAGAUUCUGAGUUCAUCCAAACUAGUGUCCUAACUACUACUUAUAAUUCACUGUUCAUCUCCAACAUUAGCUACACACACACACACCACAGAAAGUUGUAAUUAGGUUGCAACAACAACCGUGCAGAACACUACACCUGAACAAUGUUGUUUGUGAAAGUCAGAACGGCUUUAAUUAAAUGAUUCUGAAACAACGUUGCAAAUACAAUCCUUAAACUACAGAAUUUACUGAUCUUAGCAUUCACAGCAGUUCAGAAAUCCCAAGUGGAGAACCGGAUAAACACAACAGUAUACAUUUCUAUUGUAUAUUUAAGUGUGAAAAUAUUAAUAAAUUCUGUUUUAAAGUCA
Clarias gariepinus (North African catfish) is the source of this 2174-nucleotide messenger RNA. It is a transcript of the gene cyp51a1, whose product is annotated as lanosterol 14-alpha demethylase. Gene Ontology annotation, molecular function: oxidoreductase activity, acting on paired donors, with incorporation or reduction of molecular oxygen; monooxygenase activity; iron ion binding. NCBI's taxonomy places the organism in Eukaryota, Metazoa, Chordata, Actinopteri, Siluriformes, Clariidae. The transcript is spliced from 10 exons. The coding region runs from base 79 to 1581 and encodes 500 amino acids. The record is from RefSeq and is a predicted model, not a curated record.